Messenger RNA from Sinocyclocheilus grahami, 1712 nucleotides. Its product is annotated as solute carrier family 2, facilitated glucose transporter member 2-like. The transcript has 11 exons. Gene Ontology annotation, cellular component: plasma membrane; brush border. Lineage: Eukaryota; Metazoa; Chordata; Actinopteri; Cypriniformes; Cyprinidae. Gene Ontology annotation, molecular function: D-glucose transmembrane transporter activity. The record is from RefSeq and is a predicted model, not a curated record. Gene Ontology annotation, biological process: dehydroascorbic acid transport. The coding region runs from base 122 to 1576 and encodes 484 amino acids.
CGUGUGCAUCAUGAUCCUGCAGUGACAGGAUUGAUCAUUUACGGAGUAUUGGGAAAGCAGCCGAGAACCUUGGCGCCACUAUUAAUGACCUAGAGCGGCUUUUGCUGACACUUCAUGCAAAAUGGAGAAGCAGUUAACAGGCACACUCGCUCUGGCAGUGUUCACAGCUGCGCUUGGCUCUCUGCAGAUGGGAUACAGCCUGGGCGUCAUCAACGCCCCACAGAAGGUCAUUGAGAGGCACUAUGCAAAAUCUCUGGGGGUCUAUAAUGAAGAACUAGCUCACAGAAGAGGAGGAAACGCCACAGAACAUGAAGAACCGACUGAUGCUUCUGUGGUCAUGUACUGGUCCUUGUCUGUGGCCAUCUUCGCCAUCGGAGGCAUGGUGUCCUCCUUUCUAGUGAGCUUUGUUAGCGACUUCCGUGGAAGGAUCAAAGGUAUGCUGUAUAUAAAUGUCCUGGCUAUAACAGCUGGGCUGUUAAUGGGUCUGUCUAAGUUGGGCACACCUUACCUCAUGGUGAUAGCAGGACGUGCUAUCAUGGGACUGUACUGUGGUCUGUCGUCUGGCCUGGUGCCGAAAAUUUAUGUGUGCAGGUGUCCUUGUUAUCUGCAGGUCAUCGGUCUGGAUUUCCUGCUGGGAAAUGAUGACAUGUGGCACGUGUUGCUGGGUCUUUCUGGAGCUCCUGCCAUCCUGCAGAGUCUGCUGCUGCUUGUAUGUCCAGAAAGUCCUCGAUUCCUCUACAUCAAACAAGGCAAAGUGGAAGAAGCAUGCAAGAGUCUGAAAAGGCUGAAGGGAGAUUACGACACCUCAAAGGACAUAGCAGAGAUGCAGGCAGAGAAAGAGAAGGCCAUGAAGGAGGCGCAAACGUCCAUCCUGCGGCUGCUCCGUUCCUCUGUGUACCGCCAGCAGCUGUUUGUGGCCCUGAUGAUGCAUUUAUCCCAGCAGUUCUCUGGGAUCAACGCUAUCUUUUAUUACUCUACUUCGAUCUUCCAGUCUGCGGGGGUCGGUCAGCCGGUGUAUGCCACUAUUGGAGUGGGAGUUAUAAACAUCAUUUUCACCCUUGUGUCGGUGAUCUUGGUGGACAGAGCGGGCAGACGGACUCUCACUAUUGUUGGAUUGGGAGGAAUGUGCUGCUGUGCUGUGGCCAUGACAGUGGGCCUGGCUUUUCAGGACGUUUACUCGUGGAUGAGCUACCUCAGUAUGGCAGCCAUAUUCCUAUUCGUGUCGUUCUUUGAGAUCGGGCCUGGACCAAUCCCAUGGUUCAUUGUGGCGGAGAUCUUCAGUCAGGGGCCGCGGCCAGCAGCCAUCGCAUUAGCUGGGUGUUGCAACUGGACAUGUAAUUUCAUCAUUGGCAUGUUUUUCCCUUAUUUAGAGGGUCUUUGUGGGAGCUAUGUCUUCAUCGUUUUUGCAGUACUCCUAUUCGGUUUCACUGUUUUUAUCUACUUGCGUGUACCUGAAACAAAAGGGAAGACUUUUGAGGAGAUAGCAGCUGUUUUCCAUCGCAAACGUGGAGCUCCCCUUUCCAAACCUCAAGAAGAAGCUGAGAUGGUGCAGCUCAAGAGCUCUACAGAGGCCUGAAAGAGGCCGUUAUCUUCUGGAAACUGUGGAAUGAACGAUGUUACUGCUGUCUCAGAACUCACCUGUUAUGACAGAACUGAUCUGCUGUAUAUUCCACAGAGCUUCACAUCGAGAGCUCAAUGACUUAGCUCGUCAU